AUGUCGACAUCAAAUACUGACAAAAAUCAACUUGUACUUGGCUAUUGGACAAUGCGUGGAUUUGCUGAACCAAUUCGUCUGGCUUUACAUUAUUCUAACACACCUUAUACAGAAAAACUUUAUGAACAAGGUAAAGGUCUGGAAUUUAGUCGAGAAGAAUGGCUUAGGGAAAAACAAAACGUUGGUCUUGAUUUUCCAAAUUUACCAUAUUUAUUUGAUGGUGAUUUGAAGAUGACUCAAUCAAAAGCUAUUUUAUAUUAUAUUGGACGAAAAGCAAAUCUUAUGGGAAAGACUCCAACUGAAGAAGCUUAUGUAAUGAUGCUCUGUGAACAAGCUCAUGAUUUUCGACUGAAAACAUACGAGGUAUUCUAUGGUCAAGAAGGAACAACAAAAGAAAGAAGAAAAAACUUCGCUGACAAAGUUGUAUCUGAAGAGUUAAAAAAGUUUGAUGAUUAUUUUGGAAAGCAUAAGACUAAGUUUGCUGUUGGUGAUCAUCCAACUGUAGCUGAUUUUCAGUUGUAUGAGUAUAUCGAUGCUGGUUUAGCAAUCGAUGAAGAACAUACUCUAAUUGAAAAACUUCCUAACAUCAAACAAUUUAUGAAAACAGUUCGUGAAUUACCAAGUGUAGGAGAUUAUAUAACUAAAGCACAUGCUCAAUUACCACUCAAUGCUAAAAUGGCUCAAUUCGCUGGACAAGUACUUGAACAAAAAUAA
This is a messenger RNA of Adineta steineri, 714 nucleotides long. The record is from the annotation of a GenBank genome assembly. NCBI's taxonomy places the organism in Eukaryota, Metazoa, Rotifera, Eurotatoria, Adinetida, Adinetidae.